GCUUUCGUACAGGGCACGGUGAUUGAGCUGUCAACAAAUUGGACUCAAUUCGUGGAAGAGGUCCCAAAUCAUGGAUUAGGUGAAAGAAAAAUUGCGGCAAUGUUCUCCUUUUGACCCAGUGCAUAUAUAACGUGUCCACGCACCCAUCUCAGCGAAGGUGUACACCAGUGUGUGAGACAUGUCCGAUAAGAUGUCCAGUUUUCUGCACAUCGGGGACAUCUGCUCCAUGUAUGCAGAAGGUUCCACCAAUGGCUUCAUCAGCACCCUGGGCUUGGUGGAUGACCGCUGUGUGGUCCAGCCUGACACUGGGGACCUCAACAACCCUCCUAAGAAGUUCCGAGACUGUUUGUUCAGGCUGUGUCCUAUGAAUCGCUACUCUGCCCAGAAGCAGUUCUGGAAGGCAGCAAAGCCCGGAGGGAACAGCACCACAGACACAGUCCUGCUCAACAAGCUCCACCAUGCUGCAGAUUUGGAAAAGAAGCAAAAUGAUUCUGAAAAUAAGAAGCUACUGGGAACAGUGAUUCAAUAUGGGAACGUCAUUCAGCUGCUGCACCUGAAGAGUAACAAGUACCUGACGGUGAACAAGCGUCUGCCGGCCCUGCUGGAGAAGAACGCCAUGAGGGUGAUGCUGGACACGGCCGGGAACGAGGGCUCCUGGUUCUACAUCCAGCCCUUCUACAAGCUGCGCUCCAUUGGAGAUAGCGUGGUUAUUGGAGACAAGGUGGUCCUGAACCCUGUGAAUGCUGGACAGCCUCUCCACGCCAGCACACAUCAGCUGGUGGAUAACCCAGGGUGCAACGAGGUGAACUCGGUCAACUGUAACACCAGCUGGAAGAUAGUCCUGUUUAUGAAAUGGAGUGAUAACCAGGAAAUCAUUCUGAAAGGGGGCGAUGUAGUGCGGCUGUUCCACGCUGAGCAGGAGAAGUUCCUCACCUGUGACGACCACCGGAAAAAACAAUAUGUCUUCCUCCGCACCACAGGACGCCAGUCAGCUACCUCAGCGACCAGCAGCAAAGCCUUAUGGGAGGUGGAGGUGGUCCAACAUGACCCGUGUCGGGGCGGGGCUGGCUACUGGAACAGUCUCUUCAGGUUUAAACACCUGGCCACUGGCCACUACCUAGCAGCUGAGGUGAACCCAGACUAUGAGGAGGAGUGCCUGGAGUUUCGCUCCUCAUUAGACUCUGAGCACGAGGCUCUCCGCGCUCGCCUACGGAUCCCCCAGGAGAAGGUCAUGUACACACUGGUCUCUGUUCCCGAUGGCAACGACAUCUCUUCCAUCUUUGAGUUGGACCCUACCACCCUGAGAGGGGGAGACUCCCUCGUGCCCAGGAACUCAUACGUACGCCUGCGACACCUGUGCACUAACACAUGGGUUCACAGCACCAACCACCCCAUCGACAAGGAAGAGGAGAAACCUGUCAUGCUGCGCAUUGGCACUUCAGCGCUGAAGGAAGACAAAGAAGCUUUCGCUAUUGUGCCCGUCUCCCCGGCUGAAGUCAGAGACCUGGACUUUGCCAACGAUGCCAGCAAAGUACUGGCAUCAAUUGCGGGCAAACUGGAGAAGGGCACCAUCACUCAGAACGAGAGGAGGGCGGUAACCAAGCUGCUGGAGGACCUGGUCUUCUUCGUGGUGGACAUCCCCAACAAUGGGCAGGAUGUUCUGGAGAUCAUGGUGAACAAGCCCAACAGGGAGAGACAGAAACUGAUGAGGGAGCAGAAUAUUCUCAAACAGAUCUUCAAGCUCCUGCAGGCGCCCUUCACAGACAGUGGCGACGGGCCCAUGCUGAGGCUGGAGGAGCUGGCUGACCAGCGCCACGCCCCCUUCAGACACAUAUGCCGCCUCUGUUACCGAGUCCUCCGUCACUCCCAACAGGACUACAGGAAGAACCAGGAGUACAUAGCCAAGCAGUUCCGCUUCAUGCAGAAGCAGAUAGGCUACGACGUGCUGGCUGAGGACACCAUCACAGCCCUGCUCCACAACAACCGCAAGCUUCUGGAGAAACACAUCACCGCUGCCGAGAUCGACACCUUCGUCAGCCUGGUCAGGAAGAACCGAGAGCCCAGGUUUCUGGACUACCUGUCGGACCUGUGUGUGUCCAUGAACAAGUCCAUCCCUGUGACCCAGGAGCUCAUCUGUAAUGCUGUUCUAGACCCUUCCAAUGGAGAUAUCCUCAUAGAGACUAAACUGGUGCUGUCUAGAUUUGAGAUUGAGGGGGCCUCCAUUGGGGAGAAUUCUGUGGAGUCCGAGGAGGACGAGGAGGAGGUGUGGCUCUUCUGGAAGGACAGCAGCAAGGACAUCCGCAGCAAGAGCAUAAGGGAGUUGGCCCAGGACGCCAAGGAGGGCCAGAAGGAGGACCAGGAGGUGGUCAGCUACUACAGGUACCAGUUGAACCUGUUUGCCAGGAUGUGUCUGGACCGCCAGUACCUGGCCAUCAACAAGAUCUCUGGCCAGCUGGACGUGGACCUGAUCCUGCGCUGCAUGUCUGACGAGGACCUGCCCUUUGACCUGCGUGCGUCCUUCUGCCGCAUGAUGCUGCACAUGCACGUGGAUCGGGACCCACAAGAGCAGGUUACGCCCGUCAAGUACGCCCGCCUCUGGUCCGAGAUCCCUUCAGAGAUUGCCAUAGAUGACUACGACAACGACGGCAUGUCCAAAGAUGAGAUCAAGGAGCGUUUCUGCCAGACCAUGGAAUUUGUAGAGAACUACCUCAGAGACGUCGUGUGUCAGAGCUUCCCCUUCGCCGACAAAGAGAAGAACAAACUCACCUUCGAGGUAGUGAACCUGGCCAGGAACCUCAUCUACUUUGGGUUCUACAACUUUAGUGACCUUCUACGGCUGACUAAGAUCCUGUUGGCCAUCCUGGACUGUGUCCAUGUCAGCACCAUCUUCCCCGUUAACAAGCUGGAGAAAGGAGAUGAUAAUAAAGGCAGUAACGUGAUGAGGUCCAUCCAUGGUGUGGGGGAGUUGAUGACUCAGGUGGUCCUGAGAGGGGGGGGCUUCCUUCCCACCACCCCCAUCAACCCCCCCAACGGGGAUGUGGUGAAGACCCAGACGGAGCCAGAGAAACAGGACAUCCUGGUGAUGGAUACCAAGCUCAAGAUCAUCGAGAUCCUACAGUUCAUCCUGAACGUGCGUCUGGACUACCGGAUCUCCUGUCUGCUCUGUAUCUUCAAACGGGAGUUUGAUGAGAGUAACUCCCAGUCUGAAUUGUCUCUCUCAGGAACAAUAGAGGGACCCAACAACAUGCCAGGAGCUCUGGAUUUUGAGCACAUCGAGGAGCAGGCAGAGGGGAUCUUUGGUGGAAGUGAGGAGAACACCCCGCUCGACCUAGAUGAUCAUGGUGGUCGUACCUUCCUAAGGGUCCUGCUCCAUCUGACUAUGCAUGACUACCCUCCCCUGGUGUCCAGGGCUCUUCACCUGCUCUUUAGACACUUCAGCCAGAGACAGGAGGUUCUUCAGGCCUUCAAGCAGGUCCAGCUGCUGGUGACCAGUCAGGAUGUGGAGAACUACAAGCAGAUCAAGUCUGACCUGGAUCAGCUACGCUCCAUAGUGGAGAAGUCUGAGCUGUGGGUCUAUAAGCGUCAGGGUCCAGACGAGGGCAUGGAUGCAGGAGAGGGCCUCUCCACCGACUCCAAACACAAGGGAGACUCGGGCUCAGACAAACCCAAGAAACCAGAAAGCACCAGCAGUUACAACUACAGAGUGGUGAAGGAGAUCCUGCUUCGUCUCAGCAGGCUGUGUGUCCAGGAGGGUCUGUCAGGCAGGAAGAGCAAGAAGCAGCAGCAGAGACUGCUAAGGAACAUGGGGGCCCACAGUGUGGUCCUGGAGCUCCUGCAGAUCCCCUAUGAGAAGGGGGAAGACAUCCGCAUGCAGGAGAUAAUGAAACUGGCCCACCAGUUCCUGCAGAACUUCUGUGCAGGAAACCAACAGAACCAGGCCCUCCUUCACAAACACAUCAACCUGUUCCUCAACCCUGGGAUCCUGGAGGCGGUCACCAUGCAGCACAUCUUCAUGAACAACUUCCAGCUGUGCAGCGAGAUCAACGAGCGCGUGGUGCAGCACUUUGUCCACUGCAUCGAGACCCACGGCAGAAACGUCCAGUACCUCAAGUUCCUCCAGACCAUCGUCAAGGCCGAGAACAAGUUCAUCAAGAAGUGUCAGGACAUCGUCAUGGCUGAGUUGGUGAACGCUGGCGAGGACGUCCUGGUCUUCUACAACGACCGCGCCUCCUUCCAGACCCUGGUCCAGAUGAUGAGGUCAGAGCGCGACCGCAUGGACGAGAACAGCCCGCUGAUGUACCACAUCCACCUGGUGGAGCUGCUGGCCGUCUGCACCGAGGGCAAGAACGUCUACACCGAGAUCAAGUGCAACUCCCUGCUGCCCCUGGACGACAUCGUGCGAGUGGUCACUCACGAGGACUGCAUACCUGAGGUGAAGAUCGCCUACAUCAACUUCCUGAACCACUGCUAUGUGGACACAGAGGUGGAGAUGAAGGAGAUCUACACCAGCAACCACAUGUGGAAGCUCUUUGAGAACUUCCUUGUAGACAUAUGCAGGGUGUGCAACAACACGAGUGAUCGCAAGCAUGCUGACACCAUCCUGGAGCGUUACGUGACCGAGACGGUCAUGAGCAUCGUGACCACCUUCUUCAGCUCGCCCUUCUCUGACCAGAGCACCAGUCUGCAGACCAGACAGCCAGUGUUUGUGCAGCUCUUGCAGGCGGUGUUCAGGGUCUACCACUGUAACUGGCUUGUACCUGUUCAGAAGGGCUCAGUGGAGAGCUGUAUCAAGGUGCUAUCUGAUGUCGCCAAAGGCAGAGCCAUAGCUAUCCCAGUGGACCUGGACAGCCAGGUGAACAACCUGUUUGUCAAGUCCAACAACAUUGUCCAGAAGACGGCCAUGAGCUGGAGGAUGUCCGCCCGCAACGCGGCCCGCAGAGACUCUGUCCUCACCGCAUCCCGAGACUACAGGAACAUCAUCGAGAGACUGCAGGACAUCGUGUCUGCGCUGGAGGACCGCCUGCGGCCCCUGGUCCAGGCUGAGCUGUCUGUCCUGGUGGACGUGCUGCACCGGCCGGAGCUGCUGUUCCCGGAGAACACAGACUCACGCAGGAAGUGUGAGAGCGGAGGCUUCAUCUGCAAACUGAUCAAGCACACCAAGCAGCUGCUGGAGGAGAACGAGGAGCGCCUUUGCAUCAAGGUUCUGCAGACCCUCAGAGAGAUGAUGACCAAAGACCGUGGCUAUGGAGAGAAGCUCAGGGCCUUUGAUGAUGAAAUGGAUAUGCCUGAGGAGCUGGAUCAGAACCAGCCCCAGAAGCUACUGGAGGACCAGAGGAGGGGCGAGGCACUACGGCAGAUUCUGGUGAAUCGUUACUAUGGCAACUUCCGGAGUGGGGGUGGGCGGAGGGACAGCAUCACUGCCUUCAGCAACGGACCCCUGAGCCCUGUAGGACCUGGAAAGAGCCAAUCAGGUGCCUUCACCCCAGGUCUGGGUGGUCCGGGGGCGCUGAGUCGGGGAGAGAUGAGCCUGGCAGAGGUACAGUGUCACCUGGACAAGGAGGGCGCAUCUGACCUGGUCAUUGACCUCAUCAUGAACACCACCAGCGACCGUGUCUUCCAGGAGAGCAUCCUAUUGGCCAUUGCCCUGCUGGAAGGUGGCAACACUACCAUCCAGCGUUCGUUUUUCUGUCGUCUGACAGAGGACAAGAAAUCGGAGAAGUUCUUCCGGGUGUUCUAUGACCGUAUGAAGCUGGCCCAGCUCGAGAUCAAGGCCACCGUCACUGUCAACACCAGCGACCUGGGUAACAGGAAGAAGGAUGAUGAUGCCCAGGAUAAAGACUUGCCUGUACGCAAAAAAGCCAAAGACUCAGCAGUGGUGGUGACGGAGGACGUGAGGGGGCAGCUGCUGGAGGCCUCCUCCGCUACCAAGAAGGCCUUCAACUCGUACCGGCGCGAGGCGGACCCCGAAGACCACUUCUCAGCAGCCGACGGCCAACUCACCGCCGGCGACAAGACCCAGGACGAGGGCGAGAUGAGCUUCAUCAUCGUCAUCAUGCAGCCCAUCCUGCGCUUCCUCCAGCUGCUCUGUGAGAACCAUAACCGUGACCUGCAGAACUUUUUGCGUUGUCAAAACAACAAGAACAACUAUAACCUGGUGUGUGAGACGCUGCAGUUCCUGGACUGCAUCUGUGGCAGCACCACCGGAGGCCUGGGGCUGCUGGGGCUCUACAUCAACGACAAGAACGUGGCCCUCAUCAACCAGACUGUGGAGAGCCUGACGGAGUACUGCCAGGGGCCCUGCCACGAGAACCAGAACUGCAUUGCCACCCAUGAGUCCAAUGGGAUUGACAUCAUCAUCGCCCUGAUCCUGAAUGACAUCAACCCUCUUGGAAAGAAGAGAAUGGACCUGGUCCUGGAGCUUAAGAACAAUGCCUCCAAGCUGCUCCUGGCCAUCAUGGAGAGCCGACAUGACAGUGAGAACGCUGAGAGGAUCCUCUACAACAUGAGGCCCAAGGAGCUGGUGGAGGUUAUAAAAAAGGCCUACCUCCAAGGCGAGGUGGAGUUUGAAGACCCUGAGGAGGAGGAGGAGAUUGGGGAGGAGGAGGAACACGAUGCCGCCUCCCCCAGGAACGUGGGACACAACAUCUACAUAUUGGCACAUCAGCUGGCACGUCACAACAAGGAACUGCAGGUGAUGCUGAAGCCAGGAGGCUCUGAGGGAGACGAGGCCUUGGAGUACUAUGCCAAACACACCGCCCAGAUAGAGAUAGUGCGCCAUGAUCGCACCAUGGAGGAGAUUGUUUUCCCAGUACCCAAUAUAUGUGAGUUCCUGACCCGCGAAUCCAAGCUGCGAAUAUACUACACCACAGAGCGAGACGAGCAGGGUAGCAAGAUCAACGACUUCUUCCUCAGGGCAGAGGACCUCUUCAACGAGAUGAACUGGCAGAAGAAACUCAGAGCCCAGCCAGUGUUGUACUGGUGCUCCCGCAACAUGUCCCUGUGGAGCAACGUGUCGUUCAAUCUGGCCGUGCUCAUGAACCUGCUGGUGGCUUUCUUCUACCCUCUGGAGGGCAUCAGAGAAGGUAUACUGGAGCCCCACCUGUCUGCCCUGCUAUGGAUAGGUAUGGUGGUAUCGCUAUCCAUUGUCAUCGUCAUGCCCCAGCCCCUGGGCAUCCGGGCCCUCAUCCUAGCCACCAUCCUCCGCCUCAUCUUCUCUGUGGGCCUGGAGCCCACCCUCUUCCUGCUGGGAGCUUUCAACGUGUGUAAUAAGAUCAUCUUCCUGAUGAGUUUUGUGGGGAACCGAGGGACGUUCACGCGGGGCUACAAGGCUAUGGUGUUGGACGUGGAGUUCCUCUACCACCUGCUCUACCUCAUCAUCUGCAGCCUCGGGGUGUUCGUCCAUGUCUUCUUCUACAGCCUGCUGCUGUUUGACCUGGUGUACCGGGAGGAGACCCUGCUAAACGUCAUCAAGAGUGUGACCCGUAACGGGCGCUCCAUCGUGCUGACGGCUGUGCUGGCUCUCAUCCUGGUCUACCUCUUCUCCAUCGUGGGCUACAUCUUCUUCAAGGACGACUUCAUCCUGGAGGUGGACCGCAUCCCCAAUACCACCUCCCCCACGCUGGAGAACAGCGGGAGCAUGGCCAGUGAGCUGCUGUCUAGCAGUGUGUGUCGUCCUGACACUGGAGAGAACUGCACCACAGCCGUCCUACAGCAAGACUCCUCAGUGGACAAGGGGGAGGAUGACGACAAGGAGAGGACAUGUGACUCUCUGCUCAUGUGUAUCGUUACCGUGCUGAGCCACGGCCUGAGGAGUGGAGGGGGGGUCGGAGACGUCCUACGAAAGCCCUCCAAAGAGGAACCCCUGUUUGCUGCUCGGGUCAUUUAUGACCUGCUGUUCUUCUUCAUGGUCAUCAUCAUUGUCCUCAACCUCAUCUUUGGAGUCAUCAUCGACACCUUUGCGGACCUGAGGAGUGAGAAGCAGAAGAAAGAGGAGGUCUUGAAGACGACCUGCUUCAUCUGCGGCUUGGAGAGAGACAAGUUUGACAACAAGACAGUGACGUUUGAGGAGCAUAUCAAAGAGGAACACAACAUGUGGCACUAUCUGUUCUUCAUAGUCCUGGUGAAGGUGAAAGACUCCACUGAGUACACAGGUCCUGAGAGCUACGUAGCAGAGAUGAUCAAGGAACACAACCUGGACUGGUUCCCUCGGAUGCGUGCAAUGUCUCUUGUGAGCAGUGAUGCGGAGGGUGAGCAGAACGAGAUCAGGAACCUGCAGGAGAAGCUGGAGUCAGCCAUGAGGCUGGUGGGCAACCUGUCUGGACAGCUCACUGAGCUCAAAGAGCAGAUGACUGAGCAGAGGAAACAGAAACAGAGGAUAGGUCUGCUGGGCCACCCCCCCCACCCCCCCCACAUGAACGUCAACCCCCAGCAGCCUGCGUGAGGUCCAGAGUCACCUGCAUGAACCAGGGACCCGCCUUGCACUGCCUGGACACUUCUGACAGUCCAUGUGGUACACAGAAGAAUGCCAAUGUGUGUGAAUGCAGUCACAGUAGUAUGUUUGAUUGAAUUAUUGUCAUUGCGUCUGAGUGUGUUACUCACUGUGUGCGUUAACGUGUGGAUGUGUGGUUGUUCAUAGACAUGAGAGGAAGUGGCCUGUUCUGUAAGUUCACGUACUGGCUUCUUGACUUUCAAAUGCCUUACUGUAAGAUGUCUUUUUAGCCUCAAUGCCUUCUUCUUCAUCUUAUUCACUGCUUUGACGUGUGCCAAAGUCCUGUCAUUGUGAAGGAGGGAUUGCUCCUAUUCAGUGGCCUUGAACUGGGGGAGCUUGAAGCCUCAAUGUUGCACCAGUGCUGAAAUCUGAUUUUAGUCAUGUUACUUGAAACGUUUAUGGUGGCUUUGAAUGUAAAAUCUGUCAGGAAAAUAGCAGGUCAUCAUGUCUUAUGUAUGAAGAGAGAUUAAACCACAGUUAACCCGAAGUUAAUUUCUAAAAAUGAAGAAAUGGGUAUUUGCGUUCAUAUCAAGAGCUCAUGUAUCUGAAGAAAAUGAAUCUUCAAUAUUUUCUACGCUAACAAUGAUACAUAAAUGAAACAACACUGUACCAUCCCUCUCCUGUGAGUUUUGUGAUGAAGCUGCCAGCAAAGUUAGAGUCCUUAAACCCUCAAAUCUCCAUCUAUCCAUUAUGAUAAUACCCUUAUAGUUUUACCUUCCACCUUAUGUUCAGAUGUGGUGUCACACUCCAGUUCAGAAAGAAGCCAUGGUGUGUCAUAAAGUGUCUUUUCGUCACUUAACCUUCAGAGGAUGGUGUGAGGGGCGUGGCUCACAUAUAAGCAAGCACUGUAUGAAGAACGGAUUCUAGGUUAAGGUCUUAGGUAGGCCUGUAGUGUUUUGACCAGUGUUAAGGAGUCACUCUAAAGGAAGGCAUGUGGUAAAUGUCCAGUCACAUAUUGGGAGCACACCACACACGGAAGUAAGACCAUGGAAUCUUCCUGUUUUUGGAUAUGUUGGCACUGAAUUAUGUCAUGAAAAUCUAAUAUUUUAUAUACAUUCAUUUAUAUCUAGACCCUCAGCACUGAUCAUUUAUGUUAUAUAUAUAUAAAUAUUAUAUUGCCUGUAGCACAAGAAUGAAUGUUUUCUUAUUCAGUCUACGAAUGAGAGGCCGGUUUGUAGUUUGAUUGCCGUGUUUAUGUAAAGAAAAUCUCUAGAGUACUAAUAGGAUACUCAUGUUAGCCUUUGAUACUAAUAUGAUCUAUAUUUUUUCUUAAAUGUACAUUCCAUUCUUUAAAGUCUGUUUUAAUAAAUAUGUGUGAGAAAGCCA
Molecule: messenger RNA, 9814 nt
Organism: Osmerus eperlanus (European smelt)
Lineage: Eukaryota; Metazoa; Chordata; Actinopteri; Osmeriformes; Osmeridae
Product: inositol 1,4,5-trisphosphate receptor type 1-like
Exons: 60
Coding region: 179-8440 (2753 amino acids)
Biological process (GO): calcium ion transmembrane transport
Cellular component (GO): membrane; endoplasmic reticulum
Molecular function (GO): inositol 1,4,5-trisphosphate-gated calcium channel activity; inositol 1,4,5 trisphosphate binding
Source: RefSeq, a predicted model, not a curated record